Melanotaenia boesemani (Boeseman's rainbowfish) is the source of this 473-nucleotide messenger RNA. RefSeq names its product cytochrome c oxidase subunit 7A2, mitochondrial-like. NCBI's taxonomy places the organism in Eukaryota, Metazoa, Chordata, Actinopteri, Atheriniformes, Melanotaeniidae. The transcript is spliced from 4 exons. The record is from RefSeq and is a predicted model, not a curated record. Bases 69 to 320 code for a protein of 83 amino acids. Gene Ontology annotation, biological process: mitochondrial electron transport, cytochrome c to oxygen; mitochondrial respirasome assembly; regulation of oxidative phosphorylation.
CGAAGAAGCUGAGACCGGAAGUAGAGUCUUCCGGUGUCCUUGUGCCGCUUACAGAAGUAACAGCGAGGAUGUACAGACAUAUGAUUGCGCUCCAGCAGGUGGCGCGGCGGAGCAUCUGCAGCUCUGCGCGCCGGCAGGUGGAGAACAAAGUCCCGAAGAAUCAGAAGGUGUUUCAGGAGGACAACGGGAUGCCGGUCCAUCUGAAGGGAGGCAGCGGCGACGCUCUGCUGUACCGGGCCACCAUGACCCUCACCGUCUUCGGAGCCGGCUAUGUUGUGUAUGAACUGGUGAAGGCGGCGUUCCCCCAGAAGAAGGACUGACUCCUGCUCCAGCUGUUUACCUCCAUACUGUAGAAACAGAUGAUGUUCCUCCGUCUGCGUGUUUCCUGUCUGCUGUGAUGUUGCUUCAUUUCAUGAGAUAAGUUAUUUCUUGUACCUGGGGAUCAAUAAACAGAAGAUACCUCUCAUGACCAA